UUGUGCUAUUGUUUCUAUGUGCCUCUUCUUUCAUUUGGUCAGAUAGUACCUUUUAGUGAAUUUAAAACCCAGGUUUUCCCAGAUGUGUAUGUAGCGGUGAAACUUCUUUCAAAGAUUAUAUUUUGGAGUGUGUUCAUGGAAUUCAGCAAUCAUUUUAUUUAUGCAUUUGCCUUAUUACACUCUACAUAUAUUCUCUCAGAUAUGUCACUACUAUCUCUAGCCGGCAUGGCAUAUUGGAUAAGUCAAUUGUUUACAGUGAAGUACAUCAUUCUGUGGUCAUUCACGUCUUUAGUUACUCAUUUUGAUCACAUUCAGACACCUCCUUUGCCCGGAUGUACUUCAAAGUUUUUUCAUGUGUCUUCAGUCUGG
Helobdella robusta is the source of this 369-nucleotide messenger RNA. RefSeq lists its product as hypothetical. The annotation marks the transcript as partial. NCBI's taxonomy places the organism in Eukaryota, Metazoa, Annelida, Clitellata, Rhynchobdellida, Glossiphoniidae. Gene Ontology annotation, cellular component: endoplasmic reticulum. The transcript has 2 exons. Gene Ontology annotation, biological process: protein palmitoylation. Gene Ontology annotation, molecular function: palmitoyltransferase activity. The record is from RefSeq and is a predicted model, not a curated record.